Molecule: messenger RNA, 811 nt
Organism: Aspergillus heteromorphus CBS 117.55
Lineage: Eukaryota; Fungi; Ascomycota; Eurotiomycetes; Eurotiales; Aspergillaceae
Exons: 1
Coding region: 280-747 (155 amino acids)
Source: RefSeq, a predicted model, not a curated record
UUUAAAGCCCAUAUGAGCGACGAUGCUGAAUUUUUGCCAUGAAGGCCCAUCAUCUUGCGGUGUUUGAGUCCCCUGCAAUUUCAGGGAUCUUCAACUUUCCUUUUUCUCCCCAUUCUGAUCCCUACUCGUUCCUUUCUGAGACCCCUCACCUUCGUGUUAUGAUGCCUGAUCCAUGUCCGUUCCACAAGACCUUCACCUGUAAAUGACUAUGGGCUCUUUUGCUUUCCUUUUUUUCCCGCCUUUUUGUUCUGCUUCUUUGUACAGGGGUGGGGCUGGCAGAUGAGUGUUCCCUGGUACUCAGCAUUAUCAUGCUCAUACUCCCUUACAUAUCUUGUUUCUUUUGCCGCUCACGGCGUUGAACCUGGUCUGUGUGCAUGUGUACGCGGCAUACUUUUGCUUGGAGAAAGAAGCAAUUUACACCCUACACAGGGAUUCUUACAAUGGCUCUACCUACUACGUGGUUUCAAGACCGACCUUGUAUCCUUGUCAGAUACUAUGCCUUGGUCUUGUGCAUAUUGCACCAGCACAUUCUAUUCUACUCAUGCUAAGACUUCUCACAGGGUCUGGUCAGAGCUUUCAGCUACAGUUACCCAUUUAACUGUGACUUCGUACCCACUUGGGAUUGGCAUUCUGGCCCUACUUUUCUCAUUGUUGCUCGGUUUUGCCUCAGCAGGAAUUGAAACUGCCUCUUGCCAUCGUUACUUUUACUUAUUCAACCGAAGAUUGAAUGAAAAUCUUCUGCCAUGAAAUUACUCUCAUGUUUGAUCUGGUACACUGUCAAUGAAUAGAGUACACAGAAGAGCUCAUUUGA